Cheilinus undulatus (humphead wrasse) is the source of this 7093-nucleotide messenger RNA. It is a transcript of the gene nlgn2b, whose product is annotated as neuroligin 2b. NCBI's taxonomy places the organism in Eukaryota, Metazoa, Chordata, Actinopteri, Labriformes, Labridae. The record is from RefSeq and is a predicted model, not a curated record. Gene Ontology annotation, cellular component: cell surface; synapse; postsynaptic specialization membrane. Bases 1027 to 3636 code for a protein of 869 amino acids. Gene Ontology annotation, biological process: modulation of chemical synaptic transmission; postsynaptic membrane assembly; neuron cell-cell adhesion. Gene Ontology annotation, molecular function: signaling receptor activity; neurexin family protein binding. The transcript is spliced from 9 exons.
GCUUCAAAAUAAAACCACUGCAGCCGUGUAUUUUAAGCAUUUAUGGUGGCUGUUGUAAAAACCAUGAAGGCUAAACGGAAGAUCCCCGCGCUGUUUCUCUCUCUGAGUCUCUAUUUUGUGUUACGAGCAUCAGAUACCAAGUGAAACCAGGAGAGAGCACCACGCACGCGCGCAAGGAAGAGAUUGGACACCUGAUUUUGUCGGGUGUCUGUAGAGCGCUGUUUUACAUUUGAACUCAAAGAAAAUCCGUGUGUUAUUUUCGGAAGGCCCUGACGCUGCAGCGGGGCAGCCACGGUGGAUUAUAACCAGCAUGGACAUAUGGGGAAAAGAGGACAGAUCACUGCGUUGACUUUUGAAGCAACGCGUCGAGUCUUGACGCUGUAGCGUUACGCAUUUAUUUCACUGUGAGCGCCGUUUUUUUUUUUAGCCCCCCUCCUGUUUGAAUUGCCCUCACCGCUGCAUCUCAACAUAAUUAAAGUCAAAUAUCUGUGGAUAAGAAGCAGCGCUGGGUGUUGUCAGAGAGGGAUGAGAGGAGGAGGAGGAGGGGGCAGUAUGAGGUGUGCUUUUUUUGGAAAAGCCGGAGAAAGACAGACACCGAGAAGGUGUACUGAUGUGCGAGAGCCUGCGACGCGUUGCCCUCCUGAGAAAUAAUUGCGAUCCGGGAAGAAAUGGCCUAGUUUGAACAUCAUCGACACGCCGGCAGAGGAUAGAAAAGAAGAAGAAUCGCGUUUAGAUACAUGGACGGGCCAUCAUCAUCAUCAUCGUCACCAUCAUAAUUCCGGUGCUUGCAUCGAGUCUUUGAGGUGUAAUUGGCUCCCUGACUGCAGCUCUGGACCCAUCAGGAGAUCCUAAGAGACGGAUGAGACCACAGCGUCUACCUGAGAAUGCGAACUGUCCCUGCGUCUCACCAUGUCACUAUAGGAGAACUGUUAACCUGUCCCCAUCCACAAAUCCUCUUUUUUCCUCCGUUAUCCCCGGUAAACCUCUGAGUUUGUGAUCCCUUCUCUGCACCCGUCCUGAAGUAAAAUGACUAAAAGAGCCUUUAUUUUGGACAUGUUGUUUUUUCCUUUCAAUGCUGCCAGCCACCAGGGCUAUGGUGGAAAGCGUCAUUAUACUUCUCAGCAGGUCGCUAAUCACUGUCUGUUGUGGCUACUGGGACUGGUUUUACACCUCACACUUUCCACGUGUCAACGAGUCGACCUGAAACACCCCAUAGUAUCCACAGGCUAUGGGAAGGUUCGUGGGAUCAGGAAGGAGCUCAACAAUGAGAUCCUGGGUCCUGUGGAACAGUACUUAGGUGUGCCAUAUGCCACCGCGCCGAUCGGCGAGCGCCGUUUCCAGCCUCCUGAAGCGCCAGGAUCCUGGCAAGAGAUCCGCAACGCCACCCAGUUUGCUCCGGUGUGCCCCCAGAAUGUGCACGGGGUUUUACCUGAGAUCAUGCUACCUGUGUGGUUUACAGACAACCUGGAUGCUGCAGCGACUUAUGUUCAGAACCAGAGCGAGGACUGCCUUUACCUCAACAUCUAUGUACCCACUGAAGACGGUCCGCUUACAAAAAAACAAGAUGAGUCUACAAUGAACAGACCCAGGGAUGAAGAUAUCCGGGACCGCCGUAAGAAGCCGGUGAUGCUCUUCAUCCACGGGGGCUCCUACAUGGAGGGCUCAGGGAACAUGUUUGACGGCAGCGUCCUCGCUGCCUACGGAAAUGUCAUCGUGGUCACCAUGAACUAUCGCCUCGGUGUGCUCGGUUUUCUCAGCACGGGGGACCAGUCUGCAAAGGGGAACUAUGGCCUGCUGGACCAGAUCCAAGCCCUGCGCUGGCUCAAUGAAAACAUCGGCCACUUUGGAGGAGACCCAGAGAGAAUCACCAUUUUUGGUUCAGGAGCUGGUGCCACCUGUGUCAAUCUCCUGAUCCUCUCCCACCACUCAGAGGGUCUGUUCCAGAGAGCCAUUGCACAGAGCGGCUCAGCCAUCUCCAGCUGGGCGGUCAACUACAGACCCGUCAUGUACACCAAGAUCCUCGCCAAGAAGGUCGGCUGCACUCACGGGGACAUGGCUGCCCUGGUGGACUGCCUGAGGAGGAAGAGUUUCCGGGAGCUGGUGGACCAGGACAUCCAGCCCGCACGCUACCACAUCGCCUUUGGGCCGGUGGUGGACGGAGACGUGGUGCCCGACGACCCUGAGAUCCUCAUGCAGCAGGGAGAGUUCCUGAACUAUGACAUCCUGCUCGGUGUGAACCAGGGAGAGGGUCUUAAGUUUGUGGACGACAGUGAAGGAGAAGAUGGAAUAUCCGCAGCGUCGUUUGACUAUACAAUCUCUAACUUUGUGGACAAUCUAUAUGGAUACCCUGAUGGUAAAGACAUCCUGAGGGAGACCAUAAAGUUCAUGUACACUGACUGGGCAGACAGGGACAACAGUGACAUGCGUAGGAAGACCCUCCUGGCUCUGUUCACGGACCAUCAGUGGGUCGCCCCUGCUGUCGCCACUGCCAAACUGCACGCUGAGUUUCAGUCGCCCGUAUUUUUCUACACCUUCCACCACCACUGUCAGACCGAGGCCAGGCCAGAGUGGGCGGACGCGGCCCAUGGAGACGAGAUCCCUUAUGUGUUUGGGAUUCCCAUGGUUGGAGCAACUGACCUGUUCCCCUGCAACUUCUCCAAGAACGACGUGAUGCUCAGCGCCGUAGUCAUGACAUACUGGACCAACUUUGCAAAGACAGGAGAUCCCAACUUACCCGUUCCUCAGGACACCACGUUCAUCCACACCAAGCCAAACCGCUUCGAGGAGGUCAUCUGGACCAAGUUCAGCUCCAAAGACAAGCAGUACUUACACAUCGGCCUGAAGCCGCGCGUCAGAGACAACUACCGCGCCAACAAGGUGGCCUUCUGGCUGGAGCUGGUGCCUCAUCUCCAUAGCCUCCACAAGGACAUCAUCAGCUCCAUCACCACUCAACGACCAUCUGGAGGACUAAUCCCCCGGAAGGUCACUCCACGCCCAGGCAGCCACCCUACACCUGCUCCACCCGAGCCUGACCCCGAUAGUUCAGAGAGACCCCGCUACUCCCCGUUCCCCACUGAGACGAGGGACUACUCCACGGAGCUGAGCGUGACGGUGGCUGUGGGCGCUUCGCUCCUUUUCCUGAAUGUGCUGGCCUUCGCCGCGCUGUACUACAAACGGGAUAAACGCCAUGAACUCAUGCAGAGACGCCACCGCCGACUGUCCCCACAGCGCGGCACCACCAUGGGCAUGGGCGUGGGCAUGGGAGUGGUUGGGGCCCCGCCGCACAAUGACCUGGCGCUGAGUCAGGAGGAGGAGCUCAUGUCACUGCAGAUGAAGCAGCAGAGAGUGGAGCUGGAGCAUGGAACCCCGCUCCCAUCCCGCGCCCUCCACGGUGACCUGGAACCCCUGCGGCCACCCGUGUGUCCGCCCGACUACACACUGGCCCUGCGGAGAGCACCGGAGGACGUGCCACUGAUGACAGCCAACACCAUCACCAUGAUCCCCAGCACCAUCAGCGGCAUGCAGCCCCUCCACCCCUUCAACACUUACCCCCCUGUCCCGGCCCCAUCAACCACACCGGUCCCCAGCCACAGCAACAAUGCCCUGCCACACCAACACUCCACCACCCGUGUAUAGGACCAGGCACAACCGCACAAACUGCUCCAUACAAUCUCCACCCCCACCACCCUCUCCUUCUUUAUUGUACCUUUGUCUUUUCUCAUUCAGCCCUCAAAUAAAGCUGCAGUUUGUAAGAUUUUAAGCGGGGAAAUACCUCUUAAAAUGUAACCAUAAAUCAAGGGGGGGUGUACUGAAAAAGCUCCUCCCAAAUCAUGAAAGGUUUAUACUGCUUUGCCCUGCAAAGGUAAUCAUGCUCAUGUGAGCCACCAAAUGCAGCUUUACAACCUAUCCACUAUCAGUCAGUUAUCCUAUGUGUAGCUUGGUUGUUUUGCGCAUGUGUUGUUGUGUCGGUGUAAAACUAUGUUUGACAUAGCGACAUAAAUUCAUUCUCAUUCAUUUAGUGGAAAGAGAAUACAGUAGCGAGCAGCUUUGUAUGAGGCAACAUAUGCCCUCACAAGCUGUCUGUCAUAAAACGGUGAUUUCUUGAAACUUACAAAUUGCAGCUUUAAAGGCCCAAUCUGGAAGUGAAACUUGGCUCUGUGUGUUGAGCACUGUCCUAACAGCUGUCUCAUUGUUUAGACUUGUGAACUGAACUGACAGCACCACAACGGCAAGGAGGAUCUAUUUGUCAUUUUGAAGAUGAUUUCCUGCAAAUUUAUGUUCUGGUUUUUCGUUCAGUUGUGAUCUAAAUGUCAUUAAGGUUGAAAAACUGAAUAUAGCUUCCAAGACAUUUUCAGAUUGGGGCUUCAACUGUUGGGCGAUACAUGAAAUACCUGAAUCAUUCAGUCUGCGGGAUGCAACCUGGAAUCCAGGCUGCCCAUUAGAUCUCGCUGCAUCUCCGCCGUGAUCACAUUCAUUACUUUGUUUCCCACUCAUUAUCUCUGUCUGCAUCCCAUUAAACCGCCUCUCUCUUUUCACCCUUCUUCUCUGCACAUCUGCCCUCGUAGCUCUUUUUAUUAAACCGUCGACAUGAUCCACCUCCAUCUCCUCUUUCUCGCAAUCACUUCUAGACUCUCUUUUCCUUUUGGAGUCUUUUAUACAAGAGAAAAAAACACAAAUGUAAAUGAUGUAUUAUUAAUAAAUUGUAAGGAUAUGAAUGAAAAAAAAAAAAGAUAUUCUGAUAUCUCGUUUUUACCAGCAUUCUUGGUGCCAAGUACUGUGAUAAAGUUCCUCUCACUGGCGUCCAGUGGAGCGCCUGGAGAGGUCCAUCCUGACUCUAUCUUACAAAAGGAAAUACCAUCAUAAAAAGUGCCAACCCCUUCAUCUUUCUGUUUGAUCCACACACCUUUUUUUUUUUUAUUACACUCAAUGUUGCACUGUGGCUGGUCUCUUCUUUAAAGGGAAAUCAGAUUCAGUAUAUCCUCUUAAAAAAAUAAUAUAAAAUUUUAUUAACUACUUUGCUGUGUGGGAUAUUUGCAUGUUAUUUUUUUAUUUUAUGGAGUGUGGACGGAGAAGUUUGUCAUUUUGAUUUGCCUUUUUCUUCAUUGAUUUUAUUUUAAAAAUCAUUAUCAUUUUCUAUUUUAAUAUCAGCUGCACUUUGUGGUACUUUGAAAGAGGGUAUUAAAGUAUUAAGAGAUAAUUAUUGUGUAAAACUAUGAUUAUAACAAAGAGAGUAAAUAUGUCCGCUUUAUUUUUUUCAUUUCCUAACACUGAGGCUGUGCCGCAAAACUACUAGAGAGACUGAUGAAAGACUUUUUUCUUUCCGCCCUCUUUUCGCUCUGUUUCUCUUUAUCUUUUGCAACUGUCAAGUCUGCAGUCACUGUAUCUCGAUCUCACCUGAAGAUAGCACUUUUUUAAGUUACGAAAAGAAAAAAGAAAACUACUUUACAUGACUAGUCUAAUAAGGUUUUUGUCUGUGACUGACAUUAACCAUGUGCUUCAAGUGUUCGAAGACUGCCUGACAGUUUCUCUUUAUGUCUGCUCUUUUGUUGUUUCAUGAUUCUCCCCCCACUGCAAGGCGGCGGGGGAAAGGAGAAGAUAUAUAUUUAUGACGGUCAAAAGGUGAGAAAGCCUUGUACUCGCAUUUCACAUCUUUCGCACAACUGAACACAGAGACGGGUCACACUCUGGACUAUCCUGGAAAAAAAAAAACAGUGGCAUUAGGACAACACUGGACGAAUGCCGAUGAAAUAUCUCGUCAGCUGAUCUGUCAGUGCACAGAGGAUGCAUUCUAAAAAAAAAAGAGAAAAACCUGAUUUAAAAAAAUAAAUCUUUAUGACAGACAUUACUCAUACACCACAUACCACAAAAACAAGGCGUGCAGGAUUCAUCUGCCCCCCUUGUAACGCUCUGUAUCCUGUCUGCUUAGGAUAACAACACUCUGGAUCCAGACUGCCAUCCCUCACACUGGACUGGAGCGCUCUGCGAGGACAAAAACAACAAAAAACCAAUACAUGAAACAAACUGUACAUUUUUUAAGUGUAAGAGAACAAACUGGAAUUUGUAAAUAUUAUGUUUGUCGUUUGGUUUGAGUGAUUGGCCGGAUCUUUUCUUUGUGACAACAGGUGCAAGUUCCGAUGACUUGAUUUGUUUAGCACUCAUGCGUAUGUUUGAUUCUCCUUCAAUUCCUAGAUCUCAAGGGCAAGUUCCAAUAGCUUAUUGGUACAUGUAAACAUCUGCUUACAUGGUGGUAGUUAUUAAAAAAACAAAGCAUGGUUUCGGUGACAAUACACUGGAGGCUCAUGUUCGCCUAGAUAUGGUGGUAAAAAUGUCUUGACUGCUAAUAUGGCUGUUUACACUAACCUUUCAGUCAUGAUGAUGGCAGCUUUAGAUUGAACAAGCCCUUUGAUUGGUUAAAAAGCCAAAGAACAGCUGCAUAGAGCAUACAGUAGACAGGAAAAUGAGGUAGCUUAAAAAAUACAAGGUAUGGCAGGUGUUUCAAAUGUGCUCAAAAUAAACCACAAAUCAAGUAUUUUUUCUUGUGAUGCUAACUGUUAGUGUCUCACGUUGUCUUGAGCAUCAUCAUACAGUAUUAACCCAGAAGUGGGAGGUAGUAGAGUCCUUUGUACUCUUUUGUCUUUUUUCAGACUCUAAUCAUGGUGGUUGUUUUGCUACCUUUUGUCUGCACAUUCUGUUUAUGGGAAUACUGGCCCAGCUGUUUGGUGUGAGUUUGAGUUGCCCACGCUUCUAGAAACAGCAUUUCUAAGAUUUGUUUUGUUUUGUUUUGUUUUUUCGAAACAAGGGUUUUGGACAGCCAACAGGUAACGGAAGCACACUCACCAAGUUUACAUGUUUACACUACAGUUUUGAUGUUGGCUGGAGGUAACAAGUUAAAAAAAUAAAAAUAAAAAGCAUUACAAGGAUCCAAAUAUCUUCUUAGUACAACAUUUAUUCCUGGAAUGGUUUAGUGAAGGCUUGCACCUGUUUGUCUGUUUCAUUUAGUCUGAUUCAGUAACCUGCUUGAAGCUCAAGAUACUGUGAGAGAGCAUAAUGACCAGAAGGGGUUGAAGAAUUAAAGUUAAUAUUUCUAUUUCAA